Heterobilharzia americana is the source of this 3423-nucleotide messenger RNA. Lineage: Eukaryota; Metazoa; Platyhelminthes; Trematoda; Strigeidida; Schistosomatidae. The record is from the annotation of a GenBank genome assembly.
ACUAAUGUAUAAUUAACUGAACCUUUUGGACUAAAUCAGGUUUAGUGUUGAUGUUUGCUUAAUGCUGUUUCCAUAGGAUAUUUAUUGUUUUUUAUAAUGCAUGUUAAUCAAACGCUUACAAUUGUGUCAAAUCUAUUAUAUAAAGAAAUUCUCUGUUACAAGUAUUCAUAGAAUUUAAAGUGUACAUGUCAUGAAAGCUAUUUCAAAUGACAAAACGUCAUCAACUUCCCAAGUAGUCAUUACACCGAUUACAUUGACAACAGCAAUUCAUCCCAGUUCACCUGCUUCUAUACUACCAUCUAAAAUAGGUACAUUAAUACCAAAUCGUAUAUUUGUUGGAGGGAUUAAUUCAAAUACAACUGAAGAUGAGUUAAGAACAUUUUUCUCAACUUAUGGUACUAUUAAAGAUGUUAAAGUAAUUAAUGAUAAAUCUCGACAAUCAAAAGGCACUUAUGGCUUUGUCACAUUUGAAAAUCAGGAAACAGCUGAAUCAAUCAUUAAAAGUGAGGCUGAAUCAUUAAUGUUUAAAGAUAGAAAGCUGAAUAUUGGUUAUGCUGUGAGAAAACAAAAUGUACUUCCAAGACAAGAAAUGAGAAACACUUAUUUUCCGGCUCAUAGUGUUUGUUCUCCAACAAAUGGAUUAUCAUUCCUUCAAAUAUGUCCAUAUGACCAUUCAUUUAUCACUUUGAAUCAGCCCAUUAUAUAUUAUCCGACUACACCGACAACAGUGCUGUUACCGCAGUGCAGACCAACAGUUCAAGACGUAAAUUCAUUCAUGAAUGUGAACUACAAUAUCAACAAGCCAAAUAACUCAUUCCUUGUAAAUUCGAACUUACUGAAUAUGCCAGUCAGUAGUCAUUUUUGCACACAUAUAAUACCAGAUACAAAGCCCCAAAUGGAGACAGAAUUAGGAACUACAACAGCAUUGGUAUCAACUAUUACGCAGGAAAUGGUAACGGUGACAACAACAAUAAGUAAUUCAACACCUAAGGCUUCCACGUAUAAUCUUACAUCGAAAACAAUGAAACCGCUUUUGUGGCAAGAAACUUUUAAUGAACAACUCUGCAAAAUGGAUUCUAAGCCAUUAACAACUAGUUUGAAUCCAGACCAGCUGAACCUGACCAGAGCUAUUGGAACUAAAACUAAUGAACCGAAUAAUGAUCCACUUUCUAUAUUCUUAUCUCCCUUUGCUUAUGCACCUCCGUUAUCUUUAUCGACAACAUCAUCAUCAUUAAAGUCUACACUAUCAUCAUCUACAUCGACAAAGCCAACAAGCCAUUCAUCAAAAUCAACUCCAUUCAUAACGCCUUCAGCAUAUUCAGUCCCUAGAUUAAAUUCCCUCCAACAUCAACACACGUCAACAAAGUAUCCUUGUUUAUUUGUUAAGCCAGAAGAUGCAAUGAAGUGGAUGGAAAUGUCACAAAAACAAGCCCUUAACUAUCCAUUCAAUGAAACAAUGACAGAAAAUCUUGUUAAUGAUUGUGCAGUAGUUAACACUUCUCAAAGUGUUACCACAACCACGCUGAAGACUACUACUCCUACUGAUAAAAUAAGCUCUCAUAAUCCAGUCUUAUUAGAUACAUCAAAAUGUUGGGAUCAUAAAUUAUAUCAGUUCAAUCAUAGUCAAUAUAUACCAUUUCAUUCACAUCAAAUGUUGUCUACUCAAAUGAAAUCAUUUAUGGAACAACCGUCACAAAUCUCUUCAAACACUUUUAAAAUACAAACAGAUUUAACAAAUAUUAAUCAUGUAAAUGAUAAUGACAAUCAGUCUGGAUCACUUUUAAUGAGACUUUUACACUAUCCACAAAAUAAAUACAGACCAUUAAUUAAUAGUAGUGGUAAUAAAAACGACCAUGAUAACUGUGGAUCUGUUUAUUGCGCUAAUAACAAUAGUAGUAGUACAGAAAUAUUCACCCCAUGUAAUGAUUCAUGCAAUAUGAAAUUUAGCAAUAAAGAGUUACAAUCUACACAGCAUCAAAUCUUAUCCAAGAAUGACCUUAUUGAUUUGGACUGUACAAAACAAAUGUUGGACAAGAAUGCUGAUCUUAAGAAUCUUUUGACAGUCUCACCAAAUUCACCAGAGUGUUCAGAACCAGAAAUUGAAAUGAAUAUGUCACAUGGAGUAUUUCUACUAGGCAACAACUUUCUCAAUAAUAAGAAUUUUAAUGGAAUAAGUGAAAAGUACGAAAUGAGUUCACAAUCUCAUCUCAGGAAAGUAACCAGUGCGUAUAAUUAUACUGAGAAUGAACCAGACUGCUUUUGGGAACAAAAAUCCAACUACUUAAAAGCAUCAUUUAAGUCAGAAAACAUUGUCAGUGUAACCUCCAGUGUCAACGAUUUAAAUGAUUCAAGUUUAUCAGGCAGUUUUGAAAGAAACUGAAAGAAACAGUUUUAAUCUAAUGACCAAAACUAACAGCAAUUAUGAAAAUAAUUGUGAAUUUAAAUGGAAAAUUCAAUCCCUGUAUCACAAUAACAAAGAAUAUGCAUAAUGGUUAUACUUCGAAUUAAACUCAACAUCUAUCAGGAAAAGACAAAAUUAUAAUAAGAGCUGUUUAGAGUUUGACAUAUGGUUUAAACAAAAAUUUCAAAAAUCAAGGGAGAAAACUUACAAUCUCAUCAAUUAACUUCGAUAACAAACUCGAUAUCAUAAUAGUUUCUUAUUACCAAGAAAAAAAACUGUAUUUAAACAACUUUGAAAUUCUCGCCAGCUUUUUUGUGUUAAUAAUACUAAAAAAAGUGUAAUUGACAGUUGAAUAAUUUUUUGAGCAGUAACAACAAUGCUGUAUUGUAAAUUGUUGUGUGGAAAUAAAGUUUAGUUUUAUUAUUUUGUCAAUAUCAAACUUAUAUUUUUAUGCAAUUAGUUAUUUUUCAAUUCAUCAACACUAUUUUGUGAAGAACCACAUUCAUCGAAAUAUUAUGAGACAAAAGUGAUAUUAGAAAAUAAAAUUCCUUGAAAUAAAUAAACAAUUGAAAGGAGAAUGGGACAUUGCUUUGACUGAUCUUUUGUUUCCAGUUACUUUGAGUAUUUCGAUAUGUUCACUAUCACUGCUGAAAUACUUUGAUUAGACACAUUGCAGUAACAUCUAUCCAUUGACGAAUACCUGCUUCUCUUUACUUCUUUCUUUGGAUAAAGUAUAUCACAUAUAAAACGUAGUCGAAAGUUAAAAGUUAGUCUCUAUUUUAAAUGAAUAUGACUUUUGGCAAUAUAGAUGCUUAAAACCACUGGACGAAAUAUUGAUGCAAAUAUUGUGAAAAAAAUUCCUGUUCUCUUACAAUCUGAAGACACUUGGUUGAUGUCUACAUCAGAAAUUCCAGAGUACUCAACUAUUUCUAUUCUCAUUUUUAUAGAACUCUAUAGAGAAAAUAUUCAAAAUAUGCAUCAUGUAAAGUGCAUUAACUAAUAAAAAGACUGAUUGAGCGGAG